UCUGGAGAGAGAGAGAGAGAGAGAGAGAGAGAGAAGAGAGAGAGAGAGAGGGGGGAGGGAGGGAGGAUGGGGUUCUUCUUCGCCUCCCGUGCUGCGGCUCGGUUCUUGGGCGAGGCCAGGAUCAGCCACCCGGGCGUCUCCACCGCUGCACUUCUUCUUGCGGCAGCAAGUGGUGGAGGCCUUGUGGCGUAUGCUGAUUCUGCUGCAGAGAAUGCAUCAGAGCAAUCUCAGGAGGCUCCCAAGAAGAAGAAAGUUGUGGUUCUUGGGACUGGCUGGGCUGGGACUUCUUUCCUCAAAGAUCUUGACUGCUCCAAGUAUGAAGUGAAAGUCAUAUCACCCCGAAAUUACUUUGCAUUUACACCUUUGCUUCCAAGUGUGACAUGUGGGACUGUAGAAGCACGCAGCAUUGUUGAGCCGAUACGAAAAAUGCUUGAAAAGAAAAGGAAAGAUGUUACAUUCUAUGAAGCUGAGUGUUUCAAGAUCGAUGCGUCAAAGAAAGCUGUCCAUUGCCGUUCUGCUGUUGGAACUAAUUUUGAUGGGAAUGGCGAUUUUAUGGUUGAUUAUGAUUACCUAGUAGUUGCUCUUGGGGCUACAGUAAAUACAUUUGGCACUCCUGGUGUGAUGGAGCAUUGCUACUUUUUAAAGGAGGUAGAGGACGCUCAAAAGAUCCGGAGGAAUGUGAUAGACUGCUUUGAGAAAGCUUCACUUCCUAACAUUAGUGAAGAGGAGAAAAGGAGGAUUCUUCACUUCGUGAUUAUUGGUGGCGGGCCCACUGGGGUUGAAUUUGCUGCUGAGCUGCAUGAUUUUCUUGUCGAGGAUCUGGUGAAGAUAUAUCCUGCAAUUGAAGAUUUUGUGAAGAUAACAAUUAUUCAGUCCGGUGAACAUAUAUUGAAUAUGUUUGACCAAAGGAUAGCCACAUUUGCUGAAACGAAGUUCCAGAGAGACGGUAUUGAGGUGAAUACAGGAUACAGAGUGAUAAAAGUCUCUGAUGAUUUGAUUACAAUGAAGAGCAAAUCACUUGGUGAAGUAUCGGUACCAUAUGGAAUGGCUGUCUGGUCUGCGGGUAUUGGUACUCGUCCUGUUGUUAUGGACUUCAUGCAUCAGAUCGGUCAGACCAAUCGGCGAGUCUUGGCAACUAAUGAAUGGUUAAGAGUUCAUGAGUGUGAUGGUAUCUAUGCAAUUGGUGACUGUGCUUCAAUAACUCAAAGGAAAAUAAUGGAGGACAUUUCAACAAUAUUUAAAAUGGCUGAUAAGGACAACUCUGGCACUCUAACACUCAAAGAAAUAAAUGAUGUUCUUGAAGAUAUUUGUAUAAGAUACCCACAAGUAGAACUGUAUAUGAAAAGUAUGCACAUGCUUGACACUAGGGAUUUGAUAAAAGAUGCCAUAGGUGAUUCCCACAAGGAAGCAAUGGUGGUUGACAUAGAGGAGUUCAAAAAAGCUCUAUGUAAAGUGGAUUCCCAGGUUAAAAGUGUUCCAGCAACAGCUCAGGUUGCCGCGCAACAAGGGCACUAUCUUGCUGAAUGUUUUAACAAGAUGGACCAGUGCAAAGAAGAGCCUGAAGGUCCAUUGCGCAUGUCAGGAUCAGGACGACAUAAUUUCCGCCCAUUCCGAUACAAACAUCUUGGGCAAUUCGUGCCAUUGGGUGGAGAGCAAGCUGCUGCAGAGCUCCCGGGCGACUGGGUUUCCAUGGGCCAUAGCACUCAGUGGCUCUGGUACUCUGUAUAUGCAAGCAAACAAGUGAGUUGGCGUACACGGAUGCUGGUGGUGUCUGACUGGACUCGCAGGUUCAUAUUUGGGAGGGACUCAAGCCGAAUUUAGCGCUGCCAAAUGCAGCAGCACUUCUGUACAGAUGACAUAGCUGAACCAUUUUUCUGUCUGUACGUACAACUGUUGAAUAAUUGAUGUGCUGAACUUUGGGCAAGCAAAGCUGUUUCUUGUCCCUUUCUUGCCCUGCCAA
Oryza brachyantha (malo sina) is the source of this 1960-nucleotide messenger RNA. RefSeq names its product external alternative NAD(P)H-ubiquinone oxidoreductase B1, mitochondrial. The coding region runs from base 67 to 1821 and encodes 584 amino acids. The transcript is spliced from 10 exons. The record is from RefSeq and is a predicted model, not a curated record. NCBI's taxonomy places the organism in Eukaryota, Viridiplantae, Streptophyta, Magnoliopsida, Poales, Poaceae. Gene Ontology annotation, molecular function: NADH dehydrogenase activity; calcium ion binding.